Molecule: messenger RNA, 5259 nt
Organism: Portunus trituberculatus (swimming crab)
Lineage: Eukaryota; Metazoa; Arthropoda; Malacostraca; Decapoda; Portunidae
Product: ras-like protein family member 10B
Exons: 7
Coding region: 668-1282 (204 amino acids)
Molecular function (GO): GTP binding; GTPase activity
Source: RefSeq, a predicted model, not a curated record
GUGAAAGGCGCCGUGGUAGCCGGCACCCGCGCGGGUCUUACCUCCUGACCUAGUUCAUAGUGUUGGAUGGUGGCGCCCGCUGGCCUGUACGUGGAGAGCCUCGCCCCCGCCCCCAUGUCCGCCAUGCGUAGAGCCCUCGCGUAGGUGCUAUGGUGAACGAGGGAGCGGCGACGGAGGUUCUCAGAGGCGGUGAUGGUGUGACCAACCCACUUCUGCGUCAGGCGGCUCCUCCUCCUCCUCAUCCUCCUCCUCCUCCUACUCCUCCUCCUCUUCCUUCCUCCUCCUCUUUCUCCUUCUCCUUUUCUUUCUUUCUCCCUCCUCCUCCUCCUCCUCCUUCUUCCUCCUCCUGUUCCUCCUGCUCCUGUUCAUCUCCCCGCUUGCACAACAGAUGGGUGCCAGCCCCUUGUGAUGUGAGCAGCAUAAGGAGAAGUGGCUGGAUUCAAACCACAUCCCAGACAUACCCUCCUCCUCAGUUGUUGUGGUGAGUGGGUACGAUUCUGCUACAUGUGAGGGCUGUGGGGGGCCGCGGGGAGGGGGCGGGGGGGCGGGGGGUUGUGGGACCUGCCAGGGGAGUCGCCGGCCCACCCCCUCUUCCCCCCACCCUGCCCCGCCCCCCAUCAACGGCCACCUGCCGCCCCCGCCCCCGUCUCAGGUCGUCAAGGUGGUGAUGUUGGGAGCUGCUGGCGUGGGCAAGACUUCAAUUAUCAAGCAAUUUGUGCAUAACGAGUUUCCGGAGUCUCACCAGCCCACCACAGGCCGCGUCAACAGCUGGGCUAACGUGCUGGUGAACGAGAGAGUCUACCAGCUGUGCAUCGCUGACAUCCCGCCCAUACGUGCGUUCCCGCAAAACUCCUUCUCUGAGUGGGCCGACUACCGCUUCUACGGCCUCCGCUCAGCCAUGGCCUACGUGUUUGUCUUCGAUCUCACCUGUUACGAGUCCUUCGCACACAUCAAGGCGCUCAGGGAUCAGGUGUACGAGUCCCGGGACAUGCGUGAGGUGGGCGUGGUGGUGCUGGGCAACAAGCGGGAUCUGCUGGAGGCCUCUGAGCCGCGGGAGAAGCGGGAGCUGCUGCGGGAGAUGCGCGAGGUGCCCGCCGUGGUGAGGAAGCAGUGGAAGGCCGCCUACGUGGAGGUGUCCGCUAAGUGUAACUGGCACGUGGUGGCCGCCUUCAGAGAGCUGCUGCUGGCGGUGGAGGAGGCCCAGGCACAUCCCCACGCACGCCCACACAACUUGCAUGACUUGCACGAAGCGAUUGAACACUCCAAGUGUACGAUAUUGUGAGGCGCGGCCGUGGGCGUCCCGCCACCCACGCCUCUCGCCAGCACAGCAAUAGCCUAACACUAACACCCUCCCUCCCCGACGCCCCGGGAACCGCUGUUACUCCCUGAAACGCACAAGUAAGUCUCAGUGAAGGCGGCGUGGCGCGGCGGUGGCAACCAUGGAGCGGCGCCAACGCCCCCGCCCACUGCUGCCUCGCCGCCACGUGUCGCGACUCUCCAGGAGGACUUGCGCGCGUGCGCCGCGGCACUGACGCCUGUGAAUCGCAAGACGAACUACAGUAAUACUAGAGGCUGUUAUGUAGGUGUACGGACCCUAGUUAAGUCGGCUCGCUGGCUGCCCCGAGGAGCGAGUGUACAAAAACCAAAUGUUCACACUGUACAAAGCAACAUAACCCCACACAGUGGCUGUUUCCCGCGUUAUUGUUAAGAGUAUCCUUUUUUUUCUGAGGCGAUGAGUCCCGGAGAAGUAUUGUCUCUGUAGCGGAGGCUUGCGGCGCGUCGGGCCUCCAAGCCACACACGGGUGACCGCCACAUUGCACACUGCUGGGACUGACUGUUGAGCUUCACGACCCUUGCUGUCACUCCUUCCACCACACCACACUCAACAAACUCAUAAACUGACGCUUCGGUUCAACUCUUCCAGAAGUUUUUCGAAUAAAACUCAAAUUUAUUGUUCAGACGUCCCGAAAAUACUAGUUUUUAUAUCUGUUUUUCAGUGUUAAAGAAAGAAAAAAAAUCUAUUGUUCAAAAACAUCUACAAAAAAAAUAAUCUCGCUCUGUUAAAAAGUGAACUGUAAAAAAACGCAAUAUUCUGAUUUAAUAUAUAGUUCAAAAUGAAAAAAAAGAAGAAAAGUUAUAUACAUUGUUAAAUAAGUAUAUAUAUAUAUAUAUAUAUAUAUAUAUAUAUAUAUAUAUAUAUAUAUAUAUAUAUAUAUAUAUAUAUAUAUAUAUAUAUAUAUAACUCGUAUCACAUUCAAGUGUUCUCAACAACAAAUUCUUUUCUCUUCUAUUAUAAAGUGUCCACCAAAAGAAAAACCUUAUCCUUUGUUCGUAGAAAAAUGGAGAAACAAAACAAAACAAAAGGCAAACACUGGAACACAAUCCUUUAUCAAUGACACGGAUCAGGAAGGCCAGGGCAGCAUUCACUAUUAUCAGUUUAUCAGUUCACAAUCCGGUAGAGCGUUACUGUUAUCCUCAUUCUUAGCGGAACGUAGGAAUGAUCUCACGGUGUUUAAUAUUAGCCUAGGAACCUUACUAAUUAGUGCAAAUCAGGUGAUGUAAAGGUAAGUAGUAACUGUGACCCAUGACACGAGGAAGAGGAAGGGAAAGGACUGGGAGAUCACACACACACACACACACACACACACACACACACACACACACACACACACACACACACACACACACACACACACACACACACACACACACACACGUACCAUAGCCAUGCAAAACAUAACGAUUAACUAAUAGAUAAAGCAGGGAGGGUUGAUGGGGAGGGAGCUUCUACUUUUCUAAUCCAUUUGGUAACACAAGAUUAGGAGUCGUGCCAAGAUUCACGACUCCGGCAACACAAGGAAGACGACCAAAAGACAACGACUAAAGAAAAACAACAAAAAAAGAAAACAAACGGAAUAAUUGAAAGACUUAAUCCUUUAUUUGAAAACCGAAUCAUUUAUUUUUUUUACUCAAAGCCAAAAGUUUAUCUCAAAAUUUUAUCUUCACGCACCUUAUGAAUAUGUUAGUGUUUAUCUUUUCAAUAAUUACAGUUUCUACCUUCCGUUUUCUGUGUGUUAAGAGGGUUAUUGUUAUGCAGUAGGCACCUAGCUAUUAUCACUAUUAUUUCUCAUUGCAUUAUCUGCUACUUAUGUUCUUUGUAACUUCAAUUUCUACUUUCAUCUUUGUUUAGGGCAGUAAGUCCAUCAGUCAGUAAGUUUUCUUGUUUUAUUUGCAUGGAGAUUGUAUUUCGGUCAAUCAAUCCAUAUUUUCCCUAUUCACUUUACUAGCGUUUAUAAUUCAGUCAGUCAGUCAGUCAGUCAAACAUUUUUCGUGUUAAAUUUGCGUGGCUCUUGUUAUUUCAGUCAGUAAGUCAGGCAGGCAGUCACGCACUCAAGGCAAGGCACGCUGUACAGGGAGUCACGCACUCACUCCAAACGCAAACACUGCAAACACCAUUGUUGACUCGUUUCAGUCUGUAAUCCGCAAAAAAAAUGUAAAAAAAAAAAAAAAAAAAAGUUCAGCACAGUUUCCUAGCAUCUGUUCUGUGACUUCUUGAAACACUGACGAAUAGAGACCGACCCGUAUGGAGGAGAGGCUCAUUUGACAACAGACGCCCCACGUGCUGUACCACACCAGCGGGUCAUGUGAAGGCGCAUUGGAAAAGCCUUCUCCGCUGUUCUUCACCACACGCACCCAUUGCAAAUCACCGACGUUCUUUAGUUCGUAGGGUCAAUGAAACCGGUAGCUUAGCCUUCUCAUAAGUUUCCUCCCAGAACUCUAUUCACAAACGUUUCAGCGUCAUUAUCACUCGACUACUUUCAACAGCCUCUAGUGGGUUAUUUGGGGUUUUCAGGGAUGUUUUCAUGACUCCAGUGAUAGUUUAACAAGGAUUCUGCACCAUCGACGAGGAAAACACCCAUGAGAACUCGGCUUGUCACCUCUGUGGUGUUUGAAAAUAGUGGAGUCAAGAGAGAGCGUUUGAGAAUAUUGGCUCUGAGGUGUCUGGCAACUCAAGACAUGCAGAGAAAGUGAUGCUGAGGUGCUGAAGUCCUCGUGACGUGGUGUACUGCCUCCCCCGACCACCCAAACAAGGCACACGACAGCCUGCUUUCAACAUGCACUCAUCCACGCCCACUGGACUGACACAUGUCUGAUCCAGCGGAAAGACGAAACUAAAGUACCGGAACUGUUUGUGAUGUGAAAAAAAGACACAAACAUGAGGAGUUUCAAAGCAAAUAGUGGUAAAAUGUGGACAGGCUUACGUGAACUGUAUCUAAGCCUUCCGUGUGUGUGGGAGUGUACUAAAAAUGGUGGUGUCUUGUUGAACGCAGGCUGGCUAGAACACACACAGGGACUGCCCCGCCGCCACCUCCUCGCAUCAAGUUUGGAAGCACCGCUGUUGCCGCCCUACGCCACAUCUCAGGCUGGGCUGUCACUGCACCCUCGCAACACUAAUCUCAUCUCUAUGUCAGCUGUCUGCCUGUUCCCAUUAGUUUGUCUAUCUGGCCAUACACACACACACACACACACACACACACACACACACACACACACACACACACACACACACGAGCGUGCAAAGAGACGCACAAAAAAAACAUGCAUAAAUUAAUAUCGGAAUGUUAUUGCACGUAUGGACACUACAAUAUGUGCACGCAAUCAUGAUGCAUGGACGCUCGCAAGUCUACACACACACACACACACACACACACACACACACACGAGCAAGCUUCAUCUCAGUUUCUUUCAUCCUCAGCUUACUCAUACUAGUAAUUCAAUCCAGCUCUUCGUCGUACAGGAUAUACAGUGGGCGCCGCAGUGGUCACGGACGUCUCUUGUUGUGGGUGGGGCGGGUGGGAGGGCGUGGGAGGGGCGGGCAUGGGUUGGGGUGGGGGCUGGUGUGUGAGGGCGGCCAAGACUGACCUGCUUGGAGACACAACACACUGACUGUUCCUGCAGUGAGGAGAUGAGGGACAGAGAAUUAAUACUGGUUGUUUAUACUGUGCAAUGUUAACAAUUGUUUCUAGUUAUAACAAGCUUCGGUGUUCUGGGUUAUGCAAUAAAUGCCUACUAAUUAUUACUACCAUCCGCCUCACUUUGUAUAACACCACACAUACAUACAUACAUACAUACACAUACACACAUACAUUAUACACAUUAAUGAUUUAUCCAUGUCAAACGGUUAACUUAUAAUAAUACUAAUAAUGUAUAACGUUUAAUGAUGACUGCCUACAUGUUAAUAAAAUUGUAUAAAAGAAA